Somion occarium is the source of this 1246-nucleotide messenger RNA. Lineage: Eukaryota; Fungi; Basidiomycota; Agaricomycetes; Polyporales; Cerrenaceae. The record is from the annotation of a GenBank genome assembly.
AGCGCGAAAACUUCAGACGAUGAUUCUCCAGCUUGUCCUCUUCCACCACUCAAUCCCUUUUCUUUCUCUCUGGUUUAUCCUCCGUCAAAAUGGCCGACGUAAAGAAGGUCAAGACUCCCAAGGAGUUCGCAAUCGACUUCUUGAUGGGUGGUGUUUCUGCCGCGGUCGCAAAAACCUCUGCUGCCCCCAUUGAGCGUAUUAAGCUUUUGGUUCAGAACCAAGAUGAGAUGAUUAAGCAAGGUCGUCUGUCUCACCCUUACAAGGGUGUCGCCGACUGCUUUGGCCGCACCUACCGUGAGGAAGGUCUCCUCUCGUUGUGGCGAGGAAACACUGCGAACGUCAUCCGGUACUUCCCCACCCAGGCGUUGAACUUUGCCUUCAAGGACUACUUCAAGUCGCUUUUCGGUUUCAAGAAGCAGGAGGGCUACUGGAAGUGGUUUGCUGGCAAUGUCGCUUCUGGUGGUGCUGCUGGUGCUUCGUCUUUGCUCUUCGUCUACUCCCUUGAUUACGCUCGUACCCGUCUCGCCAACGAUGCCAAGUCGGCCAAGACUGGAGGUGCCCGCCAGUUCAACGGUCUCGUUGACGUCUACAGGAAGACUCUUGCUUCCGAUGGUAUCAGUGGUCUCUACCGUGGUUUCGUCCCCUCUGUCGUUGGUAUCAUCGUUUACCGUGGUCUCUACUUCGGUGUCUACGAUUCCCUCAAGCCUGUUGUUCUCAUCGGAGCGCUUGAGGGCUCGUUCUUGGCUUCAUUCAUGCUCGGUUGGGGUGUCACCAUUGGUGCUGGUCUCGCAUCUUACCCUCUCGAUACCAUCCGUCGUCGCAUGAUGAUGACUUCCGGCUCCACUACCCACUACAAGAACAUGUUCGAUGCUUCCCGACAGAUCGUCGCCAAGGAGGGUACCAAGUCGCUCUUCAAGGGUGCUGGUGCCAACAUCCUCCGUGGUGUUGCCGGCGCUGGUGUGCUCUCGUUGUACGACAAGCUCCAGGAAGUGCUGUUCGGCAAGGUCUACUCCGGUGGAUCCGGCUAAACGUCCAUAAUGUUGUGGAUAUAUUCCCUAUCAGCCUCUUAGUACUACCGUCUAUCGCGCAUUUCUUACGACUUCCCACAUUAGACUCUGUGGUUAACUUUCUUUUUCUGGUUUAUUUGGUGCCUGGGAUACCACCACAUAAAUAUUCUUACAGUAGAUCCGGAAUAAAAAGCUAUCCUGCGCCAAUCUUUUGCUGAGGCUUCUGAGAGCUGUGUGAG